UGAGAUCGACACUACUGAAAGCAGUGGCGAGUGUGGGCUUUGUCUCAAACUUGGUGCUUGGCUGAGGCCUGCUGUUGGCUGCGUCCGGUGGUUAAACCAGCCUGUGAGGACUCCUUACUUAAACCAAGUGAUUUCCAUUCCAACUGAGGCUGCAUCUUGCCACAGCAAACAAUUCACCAUCUCAACUCCAGCCUUCUGUUUCAUCUCUAGAAGAUCUGUGUCAAAGAAUAGAGUAUUCUUCAAAGAUGUUCGCUAGUUUUUCGAAUAAGGUGCUUCUGGCGCUUGGUCUGCUUGCAGCCGGCACGCAAGCUGCAACGAUUCGCUUAGAUCCUCGUGGAAGCUCCUUCAAUUAUGGAGGUGAAAAAGUUCGCGGUGUCAACCUUGGUGGAUGGCUUGUGCUUGAGCCUUGGAUUACCCCUUCAAUUUUUGAUGAGGCCGGUGACGGAGCUGUGGACGAAUGGACACUGACCCAGAUCCUGGGUAAGGAUGAAGCCAAAGCUCGUUUGUCCGCUCACUGGGACUCCUUUAUUUCUCAAGACGAUUUCAAUCAAAUGGCUGCAGCUGGACUGAACCACGUUCGGAUUCCCAUCGGUUAUUGGGCACUUGGGCCCCUCGAGGGAGACCCUUAUGUUGAUGGUCAGCUGGAGUACCUUGACAGAGCGAUAGACUGGGCCAAAGAGGCUGGUAUUAAGGUCUUGGUUGACUUACAUGGUGCUCCGGGAUCCCAGAAUGGAUUCGACAACAGCGGUCGCAGAGGGUCCAUCCAGUGGCAACAGGGGGACACAAUCGAGCACACACUUGAUGCUUUCGACCGCUUGGCCGAACGGUAUGUUGACUCCGACACCGUGGCUGCCAUCGAAGCCAUCAAUGAGCCCAAUGUCCCCGGUGGUUUGGACCAGGGCAAGCUGAAGGAGUACUACGGUACCACUUAUGGAAUCGUCAAUAAAUACAGCCCUGGCACAUCUAUCGUAUAUGGAGAUGGCUUCCUGCCCGUGGAAAGCUGGAACGGCUACAAGACAGAGGGCAGCAAGGUUGUGAUGGACACGCACCAUUACCAUAUGUUCGACACCGGACUACUCGCCAUGGAUAUUGACAGCCAUAUCAAUGCCGUCUGCCAAUUCGGUCACCAGCACCUGGAAGCAUCCGACAAGCCCGUUAUCGUGGGUGAGUGGACCGGUGCAUUGACAGACUGUGCUAAAUACCUCAACGGUAAAGGUAAAGGCGUUCGUUAUGAUGGUACAUUCCCUUCUGAUAAGAUUGGCGAUUGCGCCAACAAGGCUACCGGCUCUGUAGCCGAUCUCCCUGAGGGAGAGCGGGCAGAUAUGCGCCGCUUCAUUGAAGCCCAGCUGAGCGCCUUUGAGCUUAAGUCCGGCUGGGUGUUCUGGACUUGGAAGACCGAGGGCGCUCCUGGAUGGGAUUUGGGUGAUUUGCUUGAUGCUGGUGUUUUCCCGGCGUCUCCUGAUGACAGACAGUUCCCUAACCCAUGCUAGGCCUAGACACUCAUUACCUUUACUCUAUUUUUAUAUUGUUAUUUUUUUUUCCCUUGACUCACUCUUUAUCGCUUUUUUAUCCUUUCUUGACAUCGUUACGAGCAGUAGAGUAUCUAAUUUGACUUCCUUUGGAUUAU
Aspergillus alliaceus is the source of this 1627-nucleotide messenger RNA. RefSeq names its product glucan 1,3-beta-glucosidase (gene exg1). The record is from RefSeq and is a predicted model, not a curated record. The coding region runs from base 246 to 1490 and encodes 414 amino acids. Gene Ontology annotation, biological process: glucan catabolic process. Gene Ontology annotation, molecular function: glucan exo-1,3-beta-glucosidase activity. The transcript has 3 exons. Gene Ontology annotation, cellular component: extracellular region; cell surface. Lineage: Eukaryota; Fungi; Ascomycota; Eurotiomycetes; Eurotiales; Aspergillaceae.